CUGUCCCUUUGGAUUCAUCCUUCAUCCAUCUACCCCCCUCCCUCGCAACAUGUGGAACUCCCGCAAGGUGGGAAUCCUCGGUGGAGGCCAAUUGGGCCGCAUGCUGGUCGAGGAGGCCAACCGCCUCAACAUCCAGUGCAACGUCCUCGAUGCGGAGAACUCCCCGGCCAAGCAGCUCAGCGCUCACGACGACCAUGUCACCGGCUCCUUCAAGGAGCGCGAGGCCGUCCGCGAACUGGCCAAGUCCUGCGACGUGAUCACCGCCGAGAUCGAGCACGUCGACACCUACGCCCUGGAGGAAAUCGCCUCCCAGGUCCGCAUCGAGCCCAGCUGGCAGGCCAUUCGCACCAUCCAGAACAAGUUCAACCAGAAGGAGCACCUGCGGAAAUAUGGCAUCCCCAUGGCCGACCACCGCGAGCUGAUCGAGAACACCCCGGAGGAAUUGGCCAAGGUUGGCGAGCAGCUGGGGUACCCCAUGAUGCUGAAGUCAAAGACCAUGGCCUACGAUGGACGUGGAAACUUCCGCGUGCAAACGAAAGAGGAUAUCCCUGAGGCCCUGGAGGCUCUCAAGGAUCGGCCUCUAUACGCCGAGAAAUGGGCCUACUUCAAGAUGGAACUGGCCGUGAUGGUCAUCCAAACCAAAGACGAAGUCCUCUCCUACCCUACCGUCGAAACCGUCCAAGAAGACUCUGUCUGCAAGCUCGUCUACGCCCCGGCGCGCAACGUCUCCGACUCCAUCAACCAACAAGCGCAAGAGCUCGCGCGUAAAGCCGUCGCCGCGUUCGACGGCAAGGGCGCCUUCGGCGUGGAGAUGUUCCUCCUGGAAGACGACAGCCUGAUCCUCUGCGAGAUUGCCAGCCGCAUCCACAACUCGGGCCACUACACGAUCGAAGGCUGCGCCAUGUCGCAAUUCGAAGCCCACCUCCGCGCCAUCCUCGACCUCCCCAUCCCCCCUCAGAGCCUCGAGAUCCGCCAACCCUCCAUCAUGCUCAACAUCAUCGGCGGCGCCGCCCCAGACACCCACCUCCAGGCCGCCGAGAGCGCCCUCUCCAUCCCCAACGCCAGCAUCCACCUCUACAGCAAGGGCGCCGCCAAACCCGGCCGCAAGAUGGGCCACGUCACCGUCACCGCGGCCACCAUGCACCAGGCCGAAACCCACAUCCAGCCCCUCGUCGAUGUCGUCGACAAUAUCCGCUCCCAGCGCUCCGACGUCAAGACCAAGCCCCAGGAGUCCGGGCCCUCCAAGCCCGCCCCCUCCGUCGCCGUCAUCAUGGGCUCAGACAGCGAUCUCAAGACCCUGGUCCCCGGCCUCAAGCUCCUGAGGGAUUACUUUGGCCUUGACCCCGCCGUCGAGAUCACCUCCGCCCAUCGCACCCCGACUUACAUGGCCGAGUACUCGGCCACCGCCGCCGCCCGCGGCAUCAAGGUCAUCAUCGCUGCCGCUGGCGGUGCGGCCCAUCUCCCCGGUAUGGCGGCUGCUCAUACCGCUCUCCCUGUCAUCGGAGUCCCGGUGAAGGGCAGCUCCUUGGACGGAGUCGACAGUCUGUACAGUAUUGUGCAGAUGCCUAGGGGCGUUCCCGUCGCCACCGUCGGCAUCAACAACAGCAUCAACGCGGCCCUCCUCGCGGCCCGUAUCCUCGGGUCCUUCGACCCGGCCAUCCAGCGCAAGGUCGAGGCGUACGCUGAGAGCGCCCGUGCCGAGAACAUGGAACUCAAGGGCACCAAGCUGCAGGAACUGGGGUGGGAGAAGUAUUUCGCGCAGAUGUAAAAGCGGUUUGUCAUACAUGCUAUACAUGCCAUGACAUGACUUGUGCUAUGUGCUAUGUGAUGUGCUAUUUGAUGUGAUUUGAUGUGAAUGAAUGAAUGGGAUCAAAACGGAAUACUCAACAAGACAAAGCAAAACAAAACAAAACAGACAAACUGGCUACGUGAAAGGGAAGGAAAGGAAGUACAUAUAGAAUCUAGAGGCAGGUUUCAAUAUAAG
Messenger RNA from Aspergillus heteromorphus CBS 117.55, 1984 nucleotides. Its product is annotated as phosphoribosylaminoimidazole carboxylase ADE2. Gene Ontology annotation, molecular function: phosphoribosylaminoimidazole carboxylase activity; metal ion binding; ATP binding. Lineage: Eukaryota; Fungi; Ascomycota; Eurotiomycetes; Eurotiales; Aspergillaceae. The transcript has 4 exons. Gene Ontology annotation, biological process: 'de novo' IMP biosynthetic process. Bases 50 to 1768 code for a protein of 572 amino acids. The record is from RefSeq and is a predicted model, not a curated record.